Messenger RNA from Pistacia vera, 414 nucleotides. RefSeq lists its product as uncharacterized. Lineage: Eukaryota; Viridiplantae; Streptophyta; Magnoliopsida; Sapindales; Anacardiaceae. The record is from RefSeq and is a predicted model, not a curated record. Bases 1 to 414 code for a protein of 137 amino acids. The transcript has a single exon.
AUGAGAGUCCUCCUUUACACGCUCCUUCCUCGCCAUCGAAUUGUGAUCAGAAACACUCCAGUUUUUCUAAACGGCACUAUCUUUGAUUCUGUUACAGCUGACGAAGUGAGGCUUUCGAUUCUGGAUCUUUUUGCCGGGACUGGUGUAGAGGUGCAUGGACUCGACGGGAUUCUUGUUUCCGGGUUCGAUUCUGAGGAUGAUGAAGAGGAUUACGAUGGCAAUCAUCACCUACGGCUUGUGUCACAGCCGGUGAGUCGUCCUAACUACGAGGUUGUGGCUCCAACCGUACCCCCGAUGAAGUUGAAACGUGUCUCGAGAUCAAAGAAUCGACGGAAUCCGAGAGGAUCUCACCGUAAUGGCGGUAAAACUGGUCAUGGAAAGUUUUCGAAGUUAAAGAGUCGGAUUGGUCUGUGA